UGUGGGAUUGGAUGUUCUUGGCAGGUUUUGGCAUUGACUUCUGAUUUGUGAAUUGCAUCUAGAAUUGAGAAUUAAAAUAUUUAUAGAAAAUAGAUAUUUGUGUAAUUUCACGAAAUUUUGUUCAUCUUCCAAACUUCAUUUAUUGGAAAUCACUCAUAUUUUUUCCGCAUUUGAGCUGUACUCAUUUAUAUUUUUCAUGAUAAAAAAAAUAUAAUUAUUGAGUAAUAAACUUGAGAUUAUGUCUUGUUAUAAAUUAAAGAUUUGUUUUUCAUAAUUUGCAUAUAAAUAUUUAAAAUAACAAGAGGAAGAAAGAAAGAGACUCCAACAGUUACAGCGGCUUAAGGGUUUGACCGGAUUGGAAUUCAGACACAGUGAACUUCAACCUUUGCUGUUUCCUGUUUCUCGAGAAACAAACAGAGAAGAGAAAGGAUGGUGCUCUCCACAUCUCUGCAUUCGCUUUGCAUAAUCCCCCAUACCUCUCAAUCUAAAAUCCCAAGUAUCUUCAACCUCCUAAAGUCUCCUUUAUCCAAAACCCACCUCAAAUUCAACCCCAUUUUCAAACCCUCUUCCCUUUCCCUUUUCACUCAACCAUCCAAGCUCAGACCAAAAACCCAAAAUUUCCGUACCCCCACCAUCCGCUCCCUCUUUACCGGUAUCGUCGAAGAAAUGGGUGAAAUCAAGCAACUGGGUAUGGCCGAUCACGGCGGAUUCGAUCUCAAAAUACACGCCAAAACUGUUAUAGAGGAUGUCCACCUCGGUGACAGCAUUGCGGUUAAUGGAACUUGCCUAACGGUGACGGAUUUCGACACCUAUUUGGGAGAAUUCACGGUUGGGCUGGCCCCUGAAACCCUAAGGAAAACUUCAUUGAGUGAACUGGAACCCGGGUCAUUGGUGAAUUUGGAGCGGGCUAUCCAGCCAACAGGCCGGAUGGGAGGCCAUUUCGUGCAAGGACACGUGGAUGGCACAGGGGAGAUAGUGGGGAAACAAGUGGAAGGGGAUUCAUUGUGGAUCAAGGUUAAGACGGAUAAAAACUUAAUGAAAUAUGUAGUGCCAAAAGGAUUCAUAGCUAUAGAUGGGACUAGUUUGACUGUGGUGGAUGUGUUUGAAGAGGAACUUUGCUUUAAUUUCAUGCUUGUAGCUUAUACACAGCAGAAAGUGGUGAUUCCUUUGAAGGAAAUUGGGCAAAAGGUGAAUUUGGAGGUGGAUAUCCUCGGCAAGUAUGUUGAGAGACUUCUCAGGAGUGGUUUUGUUGAUUCCAUUAAAGACUCACGAUUUCCAGAAACUCAUAACAAGCAAACCUUCAAACAAAGUGCAAGGUGUUGAUGAAUGGAUGAUCCAAUCCCCUGGAAUAUCAAGGUGCAAGUUGAAGAAACCAUUGUGCAUUGUCAAUAAAGCGUUUUAAUUGCUGAUUGAAAAAAUGUCAUGCCAAAAUGAUUUUUUAUAGUUGAGUACUUAUUUGUGUAAUUUACCUAAAUGAUAUUCAGUAAAUUUAUUUACUAAA
This is a messenger RNA of Gossypium arboreum, 1501 nucleotides long. Its product is annotated as riboflavin synthase. Gene Ontology annotation, molecular function: riboflavin synthase activity. The record is from RefSeq and is a predicted model, not a curated record. Gene Ontology annotation, biological process: riboflavin biosynthetic process. The transcript has 2 exons. The coding region runs from base 430 to 1323 and encodes 297 amino acids. Lineage: Eukaryota; Viridiplantae; Streptophyta; Magnoliopsida; Malvales; Malvaceae.